Habropoda laboriosa is the source of this 1053-nucleotide messenger RNA. RefSeq names its product aprataxin and PNK-like factor. Gene Ontology annotation, biological process: double-strand break repair. NCBI's taxonomy places the organism in Eukaryota, Metazoa, Arthropoda, Insecta, Hymenoptera, Apidae. The transcript is spliced from 6 exons. Gene Ontology annotation, cellular component: nucleus; site of double-strand break. Gene Ontology annotation, molecular function: protein binding; 3'-5' exonuclease activity; DNA-(apurinic or apyrimidinic site) endonuclease activity. The record is from RefSeq and is a predicted model, not a curated record. The coding region runs from base 1 to 1053 and encodes 350 amino acids.
AUGAACAAGUUACAAAUACUUCGUGUGGAUAACGACUUAGUGCAAAAAGUUGAUUUACAAAUAGGUAAUAACAUCAUUGGCCACAAUGUUGAAACUGGAUGUGACGAUGAACGGAUAGUAAAACACGCUGUAACGAUAAACUUAACGCCUGAGAAUGAAAUGACAAUAACACCGCAUCAGGUUUCAUCAUGCUAUAUGAAAUCUAGCGAAUCUCCGCGAUGGCAGCUUCUUAAAUUGGGUAAUACUGUUCCCAUAAAACCUGGAGACGUUUGUUCUUUGGUACCGCAUAAAUGUUGGUUUAAAAUUAUAUCCCUGUCUGACAAAAUGGAAAACAACGAAGAGUGUACAUUAAAACGAAAAGCUAACAAAGAUGUAAAUUCGAAUGUACCUGAUAAAAAGCUCUGUUCAGAAUCAGGAGAAGGAGAUAAUUUACGAUCUUCGAGUGAUGUAUUAAAUAAAAUGUUAAAUAGUAAUAAUAAUGAUAUAACUGAAGAUACAAAUUGUAAAGUAAUACAGGAAUCUCAAAACACAGAUGAAUUGUCUGCAGUGGAGAAUGAUGUUUAUAAAGUUGAAAAUGCAAAUGGAAAAACUUUAAGUUCUAUACAGAAUUCAAAUAUGUCUUCUACAACUGAAAACUCUGAAAAUGUUACAACAGAAGAUGCAUCAAAUGGGUCUACUAGUGCAACGUUGAAUAUUUCAAGGGAAAAAUGCAAAUAUGCAGAGAAAUGCUACAGGAAAAAUCCACAGCACAAAGCUGAAUUUAGUCAUCCUAAGGAUUCUGAUUACGACGCCCCUGAUAACAGAGAAGAGUGUCCUUAUGGUACAGAAUGUUACCGUACGGGUGCUCAGCACAAAAUGCAGUUCAAACAUAAUACCAAUAAACAUGGCAAACGAAGUCGUAAACAAACUCAGGGACGUGUAUCUUUGGAUACGUUAUCUGGAAUGGAAGAUUCAUCUGGAGAGGAAUCUAUGGAUGAAUCUGUGGAUGAAUCUGAAUACGAUCCUUCUAGCGAUGAAUUGUAUUCCGAAUCUGAAGACAAUACAACUGAUUAA